Durio zibethinus is the source of this 1690-nucleotide messenger RNA. RefSeq names its product D-amino-acid oxidase-like. The record is from RefSeq and is a predicted model, not a curated record. Gene Ontology annotation, cellular component: cytoplasm. Lineage: Eukaryota; Viridiplantae; Streptophyta; Magnoliopsida; Malvales; Malvaceae.
AAGAAAAAUAGAAUCUAAUCGGAUCCAUAACAGUUUAUCCAAUGAAAUCCUGUUAGAUUUCUCCAUUAGGUUUGGCCCAGAUAUUGAUCGUGUCUUUAGACACCAACCUCCCUACAAAAUGCAAUCAACUAGAGAUGGCGGUGAAAUGAUCGCAGCUAUCCGCAUUCUCUCUCUUCCGUCGACCAAAACCAAACUAUCGAACACUCUCCAAAGUUGUCAUAACCGCCUCUUGCAUCCGCUGCUACACGACGCCAUCGCAACCAAUGGACGACCAACAACAACCAGGAACAACAAAGCGAGUGGUGGUCUGCGGCGGCGGCAUAAUCGGUGUUUGCACGGCUUAUUUCCUCGCCAAGAAAGGCGCCUCCGUCACUCUCGUUGAAAAAUCCUCCGUAGCCUGUGCCGCUUCUGGAAAAGCCGGCGGAUUCCUCGCUCUUGACUGGUGCGACGGUGGUCCUGUCGAAUCACUUGCACGCGCUAGCUUUAAUCUCCACCGUUCACUCUCCGAAGAACUCAACGGCCCCGAAACGUACGGCUAUCGUCCCCUCACCACUCUCAGUAUUUCCAUAACCGAAUCGGAGCCUUCUUCUCCGUCCGGUUCCUAUUCGUCCAUUGACUCUAAAAUACCGUCUUGGGUCGAUGGACCGGCACGUGGGUCUCGAACGAUUGGGUCGACCCGAACGACAGCCCAAGUACAUCCUCAAUUAUUCACAAGAACUCUGUUAAAUACGGCUGUCGAGAAACAUGGUGUCGAGGUGGUGAUUGGGAAAUUGGAGCAGGUGCGGGUUGAAGAGGGGCGUGUUGGAUCGGUGGUACUUGAAGAUGGACGAGUUAUUGAGUCUGACUCGGUUGUUUUGGCACUUGGGCCAUGGUCUGGAAAGUUUGAGAUGUUAGCUUCGAUGUUCAGAGUUUAUGGGCUUAAGGCACAUAGUAUCGUUUUGGAGCCCAAGGAGCCUGGUGCUAUAACGGCUCAUGCCCUUUUCCUUAGCUAUCAUCAACAGGGUGGUAAAGCCAUGGAUCCCGAGGUGUACCCUCGUCCAACUGGGGAGGUGUAUUUAUGCGGGAUGUCUGCGGAGGCAGAGGUGCCAGAUGAUCCAGAGCAAAUAGUAGGCAACCCAGAAUCGAUAGAGAUGCUAAAGAGAGUGGCUAGAAAUGUUUCGAGCCAUCUGGCUGAAGGAGAGGCGCAAGUGAAGGCAGAGCAAGCUUGUUUCUUGCCAUGUACCGACGACGGUGUGCCUGUGAUAGGAGAACUUCCAGGGAUCAAGGGGUGUUUUGUGGCUUCUGGUCAUAGUUGUUGGGGGAUACUCAAUGGUCCAGCUACUGGUGCUGCUGUGGCUGAGCUUGUGCUUGAUGGACGUGCUAGCAUUGUUGAUCUUAGUCGGUUUAGUCCUGCUAGAUUUGUUGGGCGUAGAAGCAUUAAAGUUUAAAUUGUAUUUCAUAUACCAAUUUUAUCGAAGGAAGCUUCACAUUUUAGUGCCUUGUGUUGUGAGUUCUUGUUAAUAUGAUGAGCAUUGGGAUAUCACCUGUUGCUAUGUGAUGGUUGAUACAAUGAAUUAUUGAAACUGCCUCCUUCGCUACAUCUACAUAAAAAUAAAUAUAUACACAGAAUGUAAGAAUCAGUUUGUGAUGGAAUCUCUAGAAAGUAAUCGAUUUUAUUUUCUAAUUUCAUUCCAAUAAGGGCAGAGAAAAA